This is a messenger RNA of Vespula pensylvanica (western yellowjacket), 1240 nucleotides long. It is a transcript of the gene Had1, whose product is annotated as lambda-crystallin homolog. NCBI's taxonomy places the organism in Eukaryota, Metazoa, Arthropoda, Insecta, Hymenoptera, Vespidae. Gene Ontology annotation, biological process: fatty acid metabolic process. The record is from RefSeq and is a predicted model, not a curated record. Bases 122 to 1075 code for a protein of 317 amino acids. Gene Ontology annotation, molecular function: oxidoreductase activity, acting on the CH-OH group of donors, NAD or NADP as acceptor; NAD+ binding. The transcript is spliced from 6 exons.
CGCAAUGUUCUACGACUUAUAUAUGGAAAAGAAGCAGUGUCAAGCAGUACAUAUUUUUGAUUCAUUACGGCAUCAACUAAUUGUACGUUCGAGGUUUUAUUUAACCGACAUAUAGUGCACUAUGUCUAAUAAAAAUGAAAAGAUUGGUAUCAUCGGCAGUGGUUUAAUUGGCCGCAGCUGGGCAAUGCUAUUUGCCAGUGUGGGAUAUCAAGUGACAAUUUACGAUAUUGUUCAGGAACAAAUUACGAAUGCUCUCGAAGACAUUCAAAAGCAAUUACAUCGUCUGGAAAAAGACGGUCUCCUUCGUGGUUCUCUUUCUGCUGCUCAACAAUUUCAACUUAUCAAGGGAUCAUCGAAUUUAACUGAAACUGUAAAAGGUGCAAAAUUCAUUCAAGAAUGCGUACCAGAGAAUUUACAGUUGAAAUCGAAAGUUUAUAACGAUCUCGAUAAGGUCAUCGAUGAUAAAGUUAUUUUAUCGUCAUCCACGUCGACGUUCCGCCCUUCGCUUUAUAGCGAGAAAUUGAAACAUCGAGAUCAAGUGAUCGUGUCUCAUCCUGUAAAUCCACCGUAUUACGUACCUCUGGUUGAAAUAGUUCCAGCACCAUGGACUCGACCCGAAAUACCAAAUCAAACAAAAGCCAUUAUGACUGAAAUUGGUCAAUCACCUGUCGUUCUCAAUAGAGAAAUCGAUGGAUUUGCAUUGAAUAGAAUACAGUAUGCAAUUUUAAAUGAAGCAUGGAGAUUGGUAGCUGAUGGUGUACUUAAUGCAAAAGAUAUAGAUGCAGUAAUGAGUGAAGGUCUUGGAAUGAGAUAUGCAUUUCUGGGUGCUUUCGAAGCCGCGCAUCUUAAUGCCGAAGGUAUGAAGAAGUAUUGCGAGGUAUAUAAUAAAUCAAUUUAUGAUGUAAGUAUGACUUUCGGACCGGUACCAAAAUUUGUCGGAGAUAUGGCAGAUAAAAUUAGUAACGAAUUAAACGAGAUGUGUCCUCUUGAUAAGUUACAAGAACGACGUGCAUGGAGAGAUAAGGCGUUAACGAAGUUAUCAAUCUUAAAGAAAGAGUUGAAUAAAGAAAAAUAAAGUUACAGUUGAUACUACAAUAGAUAUUCCACAACAUACAAAGUAUAAAAUACUUUAAUCUGAAUUAAAUAAACUAUUCUUUUUAUCAUCCUAUGUAUAUAAUCGAAAUAUUAUCUCCAUAUGGGAGUUUUCUUUCGCAUAAAUAAAGCUGGAAGUAAAUUAAAA